Zootermopsis nevadensis is the source of this 866-nucleotide messenger RNA. RefSeq names its product mitochondrial ribosomal protein L28 (gene mRpL28). Gene Ontology annotation, cellular component: mitochondrial large ribosomal subunit. Gene Ontology annotation, molecular function: structural constituent of ribosome. The record is from RefSeq and is a predicted model, not a curated record. Lineage: Eukaryota; Metazoa; Arthropoda; Insecta; Blattodea; Termopsidae.
CAAUCUUACACUGGAAGUAGCGAUAACAGCUGUUCACAUGCUACCAACUUAGGAAUGAGGUUAUAAACUCAAAAAAGAAUUUAUCAUCAUAUUCAAACACAUAAUUAUGGAAAGAAACUGAAACCAUGAACGGCAGGAAAGUUUAUGAGGUUCCAAACAGAAUACUGAGAUUUCAGAGACCAGAUAACUUUUCAGUUGGUGUAGCUGCUCGACUUCCUGAAGCUUACAAGAAAUUUUGGUAUGAAUGGAAAAAACAGAAACCGACACCUGUUCACUACAUUCCUGAACCUGGAAAAUGGAAGCGGGACCCAGAGACAGGAGUAGUAACUCCUGUGCAGAAUGUUCCAAUCCCAGUAUUGUACCCAAAUGAAUGUCAUCAAGGCUUAUGGGGAGGAGAGGGGAUUGUGAAGGGGUUCCAAAAACGUGAUCCAACUCGGCGACGUGUGCCUCACUUCUGGUUUCCGACGCUUCUUCGUAGUGUUGUCUACAGUGAGAUUCUUGACAAGCACAUGACUAUCAUUAUGACACAAAGAGCAUUGGAUCUGAUUCAUGAAAACUAUGGUUUGGACCACUACAUUCUCAAGACACCAGCAUGUGAUUUGCAGUCCCUUCUUGCCUCCAAGCUGAAACGUAAAAUGCUCUUAGCUUUGCUAAAGAAAGAUUUAUAUCCAGAUGAUCCUGUUAAAAGAGAAGAUGUGUACAACACAUACAAAAAAUAUUUGGGAAAUUACACUGAAGAAGAAUUAGAAUGGUAUGGGUUGUCUAUGUUUGAGGCUAUCAAGAAACAAAUUAAUUUGGAGGCAGAAAUGAACAAGCCACAACCAUUGAAACAUGUGUACCGUGAAGGCUGUCUUAGAAGAACAUGA